Ectocarpus siliculosus is the source of this 838-nucleotide messenger RNA. NCBI's taxonomy places the organism in Eukaryota, Phaeophyceae, Ectocarpales, Ectocarpaceae. The record is from the annotation of a GenBank genome assembly.
GAUUCAUUGUUCUAGCUCAGCUGUGUGGAUGACUGGCGGUAGCCUCUGUCGUCGGCCCUGGUGCUUGCUGGGGUUAGUAGUGUGCCUUACGGCUGCGCCCCUUGCAAGUCGUUACGCGCUGUGCGAAGCGUUCGUCGUUCGAAUUUCCCGCAACGCUGAAUUUAAACAUGUUGCCUGGCGAGGGCAGCAACAUUUCAUGCACCACGGCCGUCACCAGCACCCAGCAGGACUCGAUUCGAAGUGGCCGGAGGCACCAAGGGCAAAAGUGCUUGCGCUGGCUGCCAGUGAGGGCGAGGACGGACCCUGGCGACGAGAGGGUGGGCAGGCAGCUGAAGGCGAGUCGAGGGCGGGGCUGAGGGCGCUGCGGAAGCAAAUAGACGAGGGAGCACCGGCGUCGCAGACCAUCGGAACUAUCGCGAACGACGUCAUCGUGGACGGUCAGGAGCUGUUGACCACGGAGGCCAGUGUUAUUCUCCAGCGCUGUCCUCGCCUUGCCGAGGCCGCCAAGGCGGGGGAACUGUUGGCGGGGCUGUCAUCUUCUGCGAACACGCGAGCGGGAGGAGAGAGCGAUUUUCUGCUGGAAAACCUGGAGAAGGAGGUGGUCGCGGAGCUUGACACACCGUGGGAUGUUUCGGUCAAGAAAUGGAGGCAGAAGGCUCUGGCGGUGGAGAAGUACCGGAGCACCAAUCCCACGGCCAACGCCGUCGUGUACACGUACAUGACUAACUGCUGCUGUCGGCAGGGCAUGUGGGAGGUUGCGUAUGACGGUGGGCUAUCAUGUUUGGCACCACGUUUUUUGCGAACAACCCGAAACGCGCAUGCGGCCUACAACCAAUAA